This is a messenger RNA of Colletotrichum tamarilloi, 474 nucleotides long. RefSeq lists its product as uncharacterized. Bases 1 to 474 code for a protein of 157 amino acids. The record is from RefSeq and is a predicted model, not a curated record. NCBI's taxonomy places the organism in Eukaryota, Fungi, Ascomycota, Sordariomycetes, Glomerellales, Glomerellaceae. The transcript has a single exon.
AUGGCAUGCCCUGAAGUGGUGAGUGCCUACCCCGACGUAUAUACAAUCCGAUGUUGCCUUCUUUUGGCUUCGCCUUGGCUACCUACCUUAUUGCUACGUAGCUGUAGCUUCCAUCUCUCUUUCUUUUCUUAUUUUUGCCUCAUCCCAGUGCUCCUUGUUCCUUGUCAAGCCCUCUUGCCACGCUGCUUCACCUUAGAUCUAUCUACCCGUCGUCUCCCAUCUCCAUAUUCCUGUCCGCCCACCCUCAUUCUCACUCAUCCAUCUCCGCAUCUCGACGCACAACUUAUCUCGACGAAAACUACCACUCAGCAAACCGGCGCAACACGGUCUGGCUUGACUGUCUUGCCACGAAACGACAGAUCACUUUCGACCUCUCUUGUCACCGUCAUCCUUCUGUCACAAGAAGAGGGCUGGCUCAUCUCUUCUCAGCGGCGCCAAGGUACUAUCUAUCUGCCUCUCUGUCUGCCUGUCUAG